AUGCCUCUCCUGCCAGUCCAUGGGACGCGCACACUGCUGUUGUCAGCUUACCUGGAGCACCGCACAGAAAACCAAGAGGUCCGUGUCAUUGCUGUGGCGUUGAGAAGUGAGGCGGCUGCUUAUCGCUGCCACCUCUGUUGUGAGGGAGAUGACAUCUCCACACCACUCCACAUCUCUGAGGGCCAUGUUAACAUCCAUAGGGACCACUUUGACUUCCAGUAUGGGACAGCAGACAUCAUGUGCCCUGUUCCCUCAGGGUGCAAGACUCCCUCUGAUGUCACUGUGACCUCUGCUGCUGAAGAUCCAGAUGUGGGUCCUCCAGUGUUUUUGGCGGUGCUGAACCAGAGGACAAGUGACUCCUUCCCUCACAACUUCACUGUCUGCAUAUCCACCAUGUUUGACUUCACCAACGUGCUGCAGCUGGUCCAGAGUAUGGAAAUGCUGCAGCUUCUGGGGGUGAGCAGAGUGGUCAUCUAUAAGACGAGCUGUGACGCAGACACACAGAGGCUACUGGACUACUACACAGACAAAGGUUUUACUGAGGUGAUUCCCUGGUCUAUGUCCGAUUAUCUGAACGUGUCUCGAGGCUGGAGGCCUGAAAAAGAUCCUGGUGACCUUCACUACCACGGCCAGCUCCCUGCUCUCAAUGACUGUGUCUACAGAUACAUGUACCAGUCCAGAUAUGUGGCCCUGCAUGAUGUGGACGAGCUCAUUCUGCCCCAGUCAGUGGACAGGUGGAAUGACUUGAUGCCCCUGCUGGAGCAGAAAAAUGGUGCUGAAAAGUGCUACAAGUUUGAGAACUUCAAGUUUCCUCACACCUUCAAGCUGCGUCCUCCAGUCUCUGAAACUCAUCACCUGCAAGACAAGGAAAACCCCACCUGGAAAGGCAUAUCUGGGGUCAACAUCCUGGACCAUCUGUACCACGAACCACCCGACAAAUCAACGCACACCAACUUCAAGAUCAUUGUCAACCCCAGAAUUGUAUUCGAAACCACCGUCCACGGACUGUUGAACCCGAGGGCGAGCUGUGUUUGGGUCGACAACAGCUUAGCACGCAUGUACCAUACAAGGGCUCCAUCGCAUAAAGGGCUGACACCAGACGAGCUGAUUUAUGACGGCCGACUGCUGGGAUACAGUGACCGCCUCAUCCAGGCUGUCAACACUGUGCUCAAAGACGCUGGACUCAUUCAAAAGGACACACACACACACCCUGAGCUCUAGUUUCGCAGACCUGGCGAGGCG
Messenger RNA from Myripristis murdjan (pinecone soldierfish), 1242 nucleotides. RefSeq lists its product as uncharacterized. Gene Ontology annotation, cellular component: cytoplasm. Gene Ontology annotation, molecular function: glycosyltransferase activity. The transcript has 7 exons. The record is from RefSeq and is a predicted model, not a curated record. Bases 1 to 1221 code for a protein of 406 amino acids. Lineage: Eukaryota; Metazoa; Chordata; Actinopteri; Holocentriformes; Holocentridae.